AUGUCAACAAACCUCCAAAAAUUCUUCAUAAUUUUCUUAAUUUUUACAUCCAUCAACAGCUCAUCGUCCAUUAAAGUUCAAUGUGAAUUCAGCAUAGAAUCAAAAUUUACUCCAAUGCCUUACGUCUAUUCAUGCGUGGUGAUUCGUGACUUGAAAGUAAUCAAGCCAGGCACAAUAGUUGAUGAAAUUGAAGGCAAUCAUGAAGUCAACAAGUUCAACAAUGACGUAGCUGCAGUUUAUUUAGAGAAUAAGGAAAUGAAUUUUUUGCUAACCGGAUUCACGACAUUCUUUCCUAAACUUAUAACAAUGUCAAUGAUGUCAUGUAAAUUGAAGGAAAUCAAGCAAAAUGACUUGAAAGGGUAUCCAAAUUUACAGUAUUUAAUGAUGGCUCGAAAUGAACUUGAAGUCCUUGAAAAUGAUUUAUUUAAGCACAAUAAAGACCUGAUUUAUAUUAAUGUGAAUGAAAAUAAAUUGAAAAAAAUUGACGAAAACAUUUUUGAUGACUUGAAGCAGCUGAACUUCCUGAAUUUACUAUCCAAUGACUGCAUUCAGAUGUUUGGACAUGGAAAAAAUCGAGUUGCAAGGAUCAUCAAAAAUGUUAAGGAAAAAUGCUCAGAAAGGAAGAAGAAAGUAAAAGGAACUGGUUGGCUGAUUUUCAAGAGUUGGAUUUUUUGGUGUUGCUUGGUUUUGGUUGUUUUGGUGAUUUUUGUGGUUGCUGGAUUUAUUGUGGUGAAGGCAAACUGA
Molecule: messenger RNA, 744 nt
Organism: Chironomus riparius
Lineage: Eukaryota; Metazoa; Arthropoda; Insecta; Diptera; Chironomidae
Source: the annotation of a GenBank genome assembly